CGUUCAUCCCUGUCUUUCUUCUUCCACCAUCGCCUGUCCCCGCGAACCGAGCUGAAUACAAAAUGUCGCUACCCCACCAUGCCAUCCGCACCCUCGCCGUCCUUGGAGCCGGUCAAAUGGGUACAGGUAUUGCCCUCGUGUCUUCCCUGCGCGCAAAAGUUCCAGUCCUGCUUCACGACAAAUCCCCCCAACAAACCAAGAAAGGUCUUACUUUUUUAGAGAAGUUACUUGAAAAAGACGUGAAUAAAGGUCGUAUAACAAGUUCAGAAGCAAAGGAAGCACGGGAUAGAAUAACUGUUGUUGGUGAGGAAGCGGGGCUGAAAGGACUCCGAGAUGCAGAUAUGGUGGUAGAAGCUGUUUCGGAGAAUUUGGAACUCAAGCAAAUGUUGUUUUCGAACCUCGCAAGGGAAGUCAAUCCCAACGCAAUUCUGGCGAGUAACACGAGCUCGAUAAGUAUUACGAAGAUUGCCAGUGCAGCUAUUCCGAAGGAUGUCAGUGCAGCUAGUGAAGAAGGGAAGAAAAUAUCUGGACGGGUGGUGGGGUUGCAUUUCUUCAAUCCGGUUCCGGUUAUGAAACUGGUAGAACUGAUCUCGGCACUCCAAACGAGCCAGGAUACACUCGAUCGUGCGAGGAGCUUUGCAGUGGCAUGUGGAAAAGAGGUCACCGUAUCGAAAGACGUGCCCGGAUUCGUAUCGAAUGCCCUGUUGAUGCCGUUUAUUAACGAGGCCAUCAUGCAUCUCGAGAAGGGAAUCGCAACACGCGACGACAUCGAUACUACUCUCAAGCUUGGAAUGAAUCAUCCUAUGGGACCUUUACAAUUGGCUGAUUUUAUUGGCCUAGAUACAUGUCUCGCUAUCCAAGAAACACUGUAUAACGGUACCCGUGACUCCAAGUAUCGCCCUUCUGUCCUUCUGGAGCGAAUGGUAGACGCGGGGUGGUAUGGAAAGAAAAGCGGAAAAGGAUUCUAUGAGUAUUCGUAAUUGAACACAAUCAUGCCUGUAGAUUUAAUGCAUAACAAAAACAGUACAUCGGACGCCUAUAUAACGUUCUUUUCCGAU
Molecule: messenger RNA, 1058 nt
Organism: Marasmius oreades (fairy-ring Marasmius)
Lineage: Eukaryota; Fungi; Basidiomycota; Agaricomycetes; Agaricales; Marasmiaceae
Exons: 6
Coding region: 63-980 (305 amino acids)
Biological process (GO): fatty acid metabolic process
Molecular function (GO): oxidoreductase activity, acting on the CH-OH group of donors, NAD or NADP as acceptor; NAD+ binding
Source: RefSeq, a predicted model, not a curated record